Zingiber officinale is the source of this 1741-nucleotide messenger RNA. RefSeq names its product GDP-Man:Man(3)GlcNAc(2)-PP-Dol alpha-1,2-mannosyltransferase-like. The transcript has 7 exons. Gene Ontology annotation, molecular function: GDP-Man:Man(3)GlcNAc(2)-PP-Dol alpha-1,2-mannosyltransferase activity. Gene Ontology annotation, cellular component: endoplasmic reticulum membrane. The coding region runs from base 67 to 1482 and encodes 471 amino acids. The record is from RefSeq and is a predicted model, not a curated record. Gene Ontology annotation, biological process: protein N-linked glycosylation. Lineage: Eukaryota; Viridiplantae; Streptophyta; Magnoliopsida; Zingiberales; Zingiberaceae.
UUCGGGAGCGGAUGCGCCUGCUAUGCUUCAUGCUUCCUUCUUCGCCCCUCCUCAAAAUCUUUGGUCAUGGGGCUCUGGAUCUCGUUGCUCUCCGCCUUGAUCUCUUCUUUCCUGUCGUUGGUGUUCUUAUCGGUGGCAUCGGCUGUGAUUUUGGGACGGCGUAGGCGGCGGAAGGCGGUGGGGUUCUUCCAUCCCUACACCAACGACGGCGGCGGCGGGGAGAGGGUUUUAUGGUGCUCGGUCAAGGCAAUUCAGGAGGAUUAUCCUGAUCUAGACUGCGCUAUAUUCACCGGAGAUGAUGCCUCCCCUCAGAGUCUUGCUGGACGUGCCCUCGAUCGGUUUGGCGUCAGGCUUCUUCGUCCUCCUCAGGUUGUUCAUUUGUACCGAAGGAAGUGGGUUGAAGAACACACAUAUCCACGUUUUACUAUGAUUGGACAAAGCCUUGGCUCAGUGUACCUUUCAUGGGAAGCUUUAUGCAAAUUCACGCCUCAAGUCUAUUUUGAUACUAGCGGCUAUGCUUUUACAUAUCCACUUGCGCGGAUUUUUGGGUGCAAAGUUAUUUGCUACACUCAUUAUCCGACUAUCAGUUCAGACAUGGUUUCUCGUGUUCUUCAAUUCAACUCUAUGUACAACAAUGAUGCUUUAAUUGCCAACAGUGUUUUACUAUCACAGUGCAAAGUUGUCUAUUAUACAUUGUUUAGUUGGCUAUAUGGAUUGGUUGGAUCCUGUGCACAUCUUGCAAUGGUAAAUUCCUCAUGGACCAAAUCACAUAUAGAGAAGCUGUGGAGGAUCCCACAACACAUUAAAAGAGUUUACCCUCCCUGCGAUACUUCAUCACUUCAGAUGCUUCCAUUAGAAAGAUCAGUCGAGAAUCCUGUGUUUAUAUCUGUUGCCCAGUUUCGCCCAGAGAAGGCCCACACUCUUCAGCUGGAAGCAUUUGCACUCGUGAUCGAGAGACUAAAACAAGACUCAUCAUCGCCUAGACCUAAGCUCCAAUUCAUUGGCAGCUGUCGGAACAAGCAGGACGAAGCAAGAUUGCAGAAGCUCAAAGACAGAUCUAGAGAACUAAAUAUUGAUAACUAUGUGGAGUUCCACAGGGAUGUUAUGUAUAAGGACUUGGUCCGACUUCUGGGAGGUGCUGUUGCAGGGCUCCAUUCUAUGAUAGAUGAGCAUUUUGGAAUCGUUGUCGUAGAAUACAUGGCAGCUGGUGUGAUACCGAUCGCCAAUAAUUCAGCAGGCCCAAAGAUGGAUAUCGUUGUAGAAGAAGAUGGGAGACGGACCGGAUUUCUUGCCUCCGACAAAGAGGAAUAUGCCGAAGCAAUAAGUAAAGUGCUCAAGAUGCCCGAGCCCGAGAGGCUCGCAAUAGCCACUGCUGCUAGAGAGCGCGCUUCGAGAUUCUCAGAGGGGAAAUUCUUUGACGAAUUCAAGGCUGCAGUUCGAUCUAUCCUCACACUAAAAACUUCACCGAAAACUUCUUCCUAAACUCGAUUCACCUGCUUUUGUUGUAUUUCUCCAAUUUUGCACAGGAUUUUUUUUUCCCUCGGUUCUAGUUGGAUUGUUAGGUGACUAUCAGUUUACGUUCUUGUAUCAAUACUUGGUUUCGGGGAAGGGUUUAUUAGACGUAGUUUUAUCAUACUUGGUUUCGGGGAAGGGUUUAUUAGACGUAGUUUUAUCUUACCUUGUAAGAGGAUGUUUUAAUAACUUGCACUCAUGACAACUAGGUCAUAUGAUUACAAUUUCA